AGAAUUUAACACCAUUUACGCGGAUUGCGUAGCUAAAAUCGCAGGCUGAAAAGGGCUUACGCAAACCCUCUAAACGCCAACAUGGGGAAAUUCGGUUUGCAGUUUAAAGCGACGCUGGAGAACGUUAGCAAUGUUAGACCUGAAGGCGACGACUUCCGCUGGUAUUUAAAGCUGAAGUGUGGGAAUUGUGGUGAGAUCUCGGAAAAAUGGCAGUAUAUCACAUUGCUGGACAGCAUGCCAUUGAAAGGAGGCCGAGGCAGCGCCAGUAUGGUUCAGAAGUGUAAACUGUGCUCCCGGGAAAAUUCCAUCGAUAUUCUAAAGGAUACGAUCACACCGUAUAACGCGGAGGACAGCGAGAGGUUCAAGACAAUGGUGCAGUUCGAGUGUCGAGGCCUUGAGCCGGUCGACUUCCAACCACAGGCUGGAUUUACGGCUAAGGGUGCAGAGACGACCACACAGUUUCCUGAAGUCAACCUUCUGGAAAAAGACUGGACGGACUACGAUGAAAAGGCUGGCGAGUCGGUGGGCAUCUACGAAGUCACGCAUCAGUUUAUUAAGUGUUGAGAUGGAGCACAAACAUUGGUGCUGGAGAUCCCAUUUAAGGAAAAAGGCACCUUGUACAAAGAACAUUCAUAACAUUCAACAACAAAAAUGCUUUCAUCGUCAUCAUUGUUGAAUUUGUAAAUGAACAUGUGUGGGAACAGAGGCCGAAACAAUUCACUACAUCAAAGUUGACCAGUGCCUCAGAGGUGAAGGUUUGUACUUAAUAAAGUUAUGAAAGAA
Clarias gariepinus (North African catfish) is the source of this 783-nucleotide messenger RNA. It is a transcript of the gene czib, whose product is annotated as CXXC motif containing zinc binding protein. Lineage: Eukaryota; Metazoa; Chordata; Actinopteri; Siluriformes; Clariidae. The record is from RefSeq and is a predicted model, not a curated record. The coding region runs from base 82 to 564 and encodes 160 amino acids. Gene Ontology annotation, molecular function: zinc ion binding. The transcript is spliced from 8 exons.